This is a messenger RNA of Plasmodium cynomolgi strain B, 2376 nucleotides long. RefSeq lists its product as hypothetical. The transcript is spliced from 4 exons. The record is from RefSeq and is a predicted model, not a curated record. The coding region runs from base 1 to 1842 and encodes 613 amino acids. NCBI's taxonomy places the organism in Eukaryota, Apicomplexa, Aconoidasida, Haemosporida, Plasmodiidae.
AUGAACAGCACCGAUGGAAUAAACAAUGAAGAUAACAGAAUAUGUCACCAUAACUUAAGAAAAAACAGGAAGCCGCGAAGCUACGAUUUCGAAUACUUUGAUGAAUCGUUAAAUAGGCAAAAGGGGAAAAGGAGGGGCAGAAAGAGAGGGAGGAAACCCAAAAAUGCUCCAAACGUAAUUAACGAUAGUGUAGACUCUACAAAUAUAGAUGAAAGGGUUAAGAGGCCAUACAUUAAGAAAAAAAGCAAAGACACGAAUGUGCACGAACAGGAAGCCACAGAAAACGUGAAAAGUGAAGAAUACAUUGUCCACAAAAAUGAAUGUGUUGAAGAUAACAAACUGCUGGACGUCCCGGCGGCACGCCCCAAAGGAAGAAAAAGAAAAAAUUUUAACAUAGACAAAAGUAUGCACCUACUUAAUUCAAAUGUGCCCCUCAGAAAUAGUAACAUAAAAAUUGACCGCAUAUGUGAAUAUCUGUCCUACCAAACGAAUACCACAUGGAGGUACAUGGGGUCGACUGUUAAAUUUAGGGUUAUAAAUGAUCAGCAAGAAAAAUAUAUUUUUUUAAAAAACAUGAAAAAGCAUAUAAUAUUUGAAAUAAUUAAAAUUGCUAUGUUCGCCCUACUCAGGGUUAAUCUGAAUGACAAUAACAUUUACACCUUACACACCGAGAUGAAGAAGAGAUCCUCUAGGGAGCAUCCCAAUAAACGCAGUAAUACAUCCAGGGGCAAACGCUCCUCGGGUGACAAAACUGCAGAAGGGAAUUACAUCCCUAGUGUCCUUCACCCCAGUGGGACAGAACAGCACGAUAAUAACCCCCGCAGUAGUAACGGUCACAUACACUGCAGCUACUACUACUACAGCAAGCAUAAGACAGGCAGUGGUGGUAGUGCUAAAGGGUUAAGGCGCGGUUCUAGCCAUGGCAGCGAAAAAGGGCAGGUCCAUCAGCGCGACACGGAUAUCCAUCAAAGUAAUUAUAACCACAGUAGCGCAGGCAUUACUCGUGGGAGUGAAAACAGUUUGAGGAAUCAACUCCCUAGAGAAAGUGAUAUGCCCCCCUCCUGCACAUACGCGCAUUAUGACUUCAUGGAAGACAUCCAUAAAAGGCUACAAGAAAAGAAUGACAUACUAAACCAAGGUGUAACUGUAUCCGAAAUUCUAGAUUUUGUAAAAGAAAAAUAUGAAAAGUAUUACGAAAAUGUUAAACAAUACAUUGUGACGACACUAAAUAUUUAUUGUGCUUUAAAUAUAUUUAAGCUGAUCAGAAGAGGCAGGUAUGCCAUUUGUAGGUUUGAGCAUUUCAACAUUUUUAAAGUGAAAUAUUUUAAAAAAUAUUUUAAGUUUUUUUAUAGCUUAAAGGGGGAGGAAGAAAUUUUGAUGAACGUUAAAAAUUAUUUGAAGUCUUUUUACUAUGGCAAGACGGGAACUCCCCAAGGAACUCCCCAAGCGACUCCCCAAAGUAGCCGCAAAGGGAGCCCCCAACCGAAACAGAAGCAGCGCAAGGAGCCCGAAGCGUGCGCCCAAAACGGGACGAUAAAGGAAGAGCAGAGGCAAAUGAACGACGACCCCCCAGAAAAGAAUAAAAGUGUUAAGCAUGAAAACGAAGCGAGAGAUAUUACCAUCCCGGUCAAUAGUGUAGAUAGCGCAACGCUGAACAGAAGAAACAGCAACGUAUCAUCGGCGAGUAGAACGGGCAAGACGGAGCCUGAUGGGGAUAAAAACGACCCCGCAGUAAGCGCACCUUUGAACGAAGCAAACAACAUUCGGAAAAACAAAAGCAGAGCGAAAAAUAGCCAAAAGGAACCAAAAACAAAGGAAAAGCAGAAAAAAAAGCAAAGCUAAAUGAAUUUAAGAUAUAAUUUUUUUAGUGGUUCCAAGAGACUACAAAGUAGAAACGUAGUGAACUACAAUGAUGAUAACUACGGCUCGAUGGGCACCAAAAAUUUACUCCUAAGAACUGAUAAUAGCGUGAAUAUGAAUGUCAACCUGAAUAAUGACGAACAAAUGGGGAAGCAACCCCAGUACGGGAAACAGAAGAAACAGAAUUACGAAGAUGAUGUAAUGAAGCAUGAAAAGUACAACUCUGUUAAUUUUAACAUCAGUUAUAAAACGUUGAGGAAAAAAAUGAUUUGCGUUAGACACUACGUAAGCACCACGAAGAAGGAAGAACGCUCGCAUAAGCCAAGGCAUGAACUGAAAGGAAAGGAUAAGCUUCCCACCGUUUCGAAUGACAGCUUGAUACGGACGUGCUCCAUAAAUUCAAACAUGUCAAACGUUGUCAGCGUCGAGGGGCUCUCCUCCAUGAAUUUCGAGAGCCACUGUUCGUACUUUGCCAAAAGGACUGCAACAGCGGAGAAAAAUAUUGCAGAUCGAUAA